AUGGACUGGUCCGCCGUAACGAACUUCAACGUCGUCAUCAGCGUUCUCGGCGGCUGGCUCGUUCUGUUCGGCACCUUCUCGUACCUCAUCAAGGAAACAUGCUACCUGUCUGAAGCUCUGGUCUCCCUCCUCGGAGGUGUCACCUUCACUCAUGUCGCCAAAUGGAUCAAGCCCGGCGAAUAUGCCGUGUCCGAAGAUGCCGUCGCCUCCGUCACCCUCGACUUCAGCCGCCUGGUUCUCGGUGUCCAGCUGGUCCUCGCCGGCGUGCAACUCCCAAGUCGCUACCUGCGCAAGGAGUGGAAGUCCCUCUCACUGCUUCUCGGCCCCGGUAUGAUCGGUAUGUGGGCCUUCACAAGCGGCGUCGUCUGGCUGCUCGUCCCAGACCUGCCCCUCGUCCACGCCCUCGCCAUCGCAGCAUGCGUCACCCCAACUGACCCAGUCCUCUCCACCACCAUCGUAAAGGGACGCUUCGCCGACGAGAACGUCCCAGAGGACCUGCAGCAGAUCAUCGUCGCCGAGUCCGGAGCCAAUGACGGCCUCGGGUACCCCUUCCUCUUCCUGGCGCUGUAUCUCAUCAAGUACACCGAAAGCGACGGCAACCCCGUAUCGGGCGAGGGCGGCUUCGCCGCGGCCAUCCGCCUCUUCUUCGGCCAGACCUGCAUCUACGUCGUGCUGAUGAGCGUCUUCUACGGCUGGGUCGUCGGCUGGCUCGCGCAGAAGCUGCUCCACUGGGCCGAGCGCUACAAGUACGUCGAGCGCGAGAGCUUCCUGCUCUUCCCCAUCGGCAUGGCCAUCUUCAUCCUCGGCACCUGCGGCAUGGUCGGCAGCGACGACGUGCUGGCGUGCUUCAUUGCCGGCAACGCCUUCACGUGGAACGACUGGUUCCGCCUCGAGACGCUCAACGACCCCAUCCAGCCCGCUGUGGACAUGAUGCUCAACAUGGCCAUCUUCAUGUGGCUCGGCGCCGUGUGUCCUUGGGAGAGCUUCUGGACGUCUGAGUUGAUCGGCCCGGGCCGUCUCUUCGCGCUGGGUGUGCUUGUCCUGCUGCUCAGGCGUUUGCCUGUCAUCCUGGGCCUGCACCGCUACAUCCGCCAGAUCCGUGGCCCCGGGCAGGCUUUGUUCGUUGGGUAUUUUGGGCCGAUCGGCAUCUCUGCCAUCUUCUAUCUCUACGUCGGCCUUGAGUUCCUUGAGACGUUGACGGAUGAGGACGGUCAGCGGGCGGAUGCGAAGAAGCUUGGCGAUACCAUGUUGAUUGUCAUCUGGUUUUUGAUCAUUUGCAGUGUGGUCAUUCACGGCGUGAGCGUGCCCAUUGGUAAAGCCGGAACGACUCUCUAUGCCCGACUUCGCCAAGGCCGCAUCGCUCUGCCUACGUGA
Molecule: messenger RNA, 1374 nt
Organism: Colletotrichum chrysophilum
Lineage: Eukaryota; Fungi; Ascomycota; Sordariomycetes; Glomerellales; Glomerellaceae
Exons: 3
Coding region: 1-1374 (457 amino acids)
Biological process (GO): proton export across plasma membrane; regulation of membrane potential; sodium ion export across plasma membrane
Cellular component (GO): plasma membrane
Molecular function (GO): sodium:proton antiporter activity
Source: RefSeq, a predicted model, not a curated record